AUGUUAAGAAGACAGGCACGUGAAAGAAGGGAGUAUUUGUACCGCAAGGCUCAAGAAUUACAAGAAACUCAGUUAGAACAAAAGAGGCAGAUUAUCAAGGAUGCUUUAGCUCAAGGUAAACCACUACCGAGGGAAUUAGCAGAAGAUGAGCAACUUCAAAAAGAUUUUAGAUAUGAUCAAUCUAUGAAGGCAUCAAACGAUGACACAGAACGAAUUGAUGAUGAAUAUGCAGCUACUAGUGGUAUUAGUGAUCCAAGGAUAAUUGUAACGACAUCGAGAGAUCCAAGUACGAGGUUGUCACAAUUUGCUAAAGAGAUAAAGUUACUUUUCCCAGGUGCAGUUAGGUUGAACAGGGGUAAUUACAUUAUGCCUAAUUUGGUGGGCGCUUGUAUCAAAUCAGGUACAUCCGAUCUCGUUGUAUUACAUGAACACAGAGGUGUACCUACAUCAUUAACAAUAUCGCAUUUUCCACAUGGACCAACUGCAUAUUUUAGUCUACACAAUGUCGUAUUGAGGCAUGAUAUUAUGAAUCAGGGAAAUCAGAGUGAAGUGAAUCCUCAUUUAAUAUUUGACAAUUUUACAACACCAUUAGGUCAGAGAGUCGUAUCGGUUUUAAAGCAUUUAUUUUCACCUGGACCAAAAAAAGACUCUGCAAGAGUGAUAACAUUUGCAAACAGAGGUGAUUUUAUUAGUGUAAGACAGCAUGUCUAUGUAAGGACUAGAGAGGGAGUUGAAGUUGCAGAAGUUGGGCCAAGAUUUGAAAUGAGGUUGUUCGAACUAAGACUAGGUACUUUAGAUAAUAAAGAUGCUGAUGUAGAAUGGCAAUUAAGGAGAUUUGUAAGAACUGCAAGUAGAAAAGAAUAUCUAUAG
Zygotorulaspora mrakii is the source of this 870-nucleotide messenger RNA. It is a transcript of the gene IMP4, whose product is annotated as snoRNA-binding rRNA-processing protein IMP4. Bases 1 to 870 code for a protein of 289 amino acids. NCBI's taxonomy places the organism in Eukaryota, Fungi, Ascomycota, Saccharomycetes, Saccharomycetales, Saccharomycetaceae. Gene Ontology annotation, cellular component: small-subunit processome; Mpp10 complex; nucleolus. Gene Ontology annotation, molecular function: rRNA primary transcript binding; snoRNA binding. The record is from RefSeq and is a predicted model, not a curated record. Gene Ontology annotation, biological process: rRNA processing. The transcript has a single exon.